Molecule: messenger RNA, 1197 nt
Organism: Beauveria bassiana ARSEF 2860
Lineage: Eukaryota; Fungi; Ascomycota; Sordariomycetes; Hypocreales; Cordycipitaceae
Exons: 4
Coding region: 1-1197 (398 amino acids)
Source: RefSeq, a predicted model, not a curated record
AUGGCUAGGAAGACGCUUGUGUUGUGCUUUAUUCACGGCUUCCGAGGUGGCAACUUUACAUUUGGACAAGAUUAUCGGUUUACAGAGCACCUGCGGGACAUGGUCGCCAAGGAGCUGCCCAAGAUUGACGUCAAGGUUCUGGUGUAUCCCAAAUAUGAGACGCGCGGAGACCUUGGCGAGUGCGUGAUGCGCUUCCGCACGUGGCUGGAAGAAAAAGUGAUUGAUUUGGAAGUCGCGGCGGGCACGCCGUCGCCCACCAUCGACCCGUCAGUCCGGACCAUUCUUGUCGGCCACUCCAUGGGCGGCAUCAUGGCCGUCGAGUCGGUGCUGGGGAUCGCCUCGGAGCAGCCCAUCUACUCCCAGGACGGCAUCCAAAAGUCCGAGAUUCCCAACUUUAGCAGCCUGCUGUUUCCCUACGUGCAGGGCGUGCUGGCCUUUGACACGCCCUUUCUCGGCAUCUCGCCCGGCGUCGUGGCGCACGGCGCCGAGGGCCACUACCAGGCCGCGUCCGCCACCAUUGCCCAGCUGAGCGGCCUAGGCGCCAGCCUCUGGGGCGCGAACCAAGCCGCGACGACGAGGGUUUCGUCAUCGAGAGCCAUUGGCGCGCCCGCGCAGCAGCAGAAGCAAGGGUGGCCGGCGUGGGGCAAGGCAGCCAUGAUGGUCGGAGCCGCGGGGGCGGUGGCGGCGGGCGGGGCGGCGGCAUGGCUCAACCGCGAGCAAAUCGGCGAGGGCUUCUCGUCGGUGACGUCGCAUCUCGAGUUUGUGGGAUGCCUGGCGCGCGCCGAGGAGCUCAAGAAGCGCGUGCGGUGCAUGGUGCAGCUGAGCGGCGAGAUGCGGCUCGGGUUCGCAAACCUGUACACGAGGCUGGGCAAGGCGGCGGCGCCGAAGCAGACGAGCGUCGUGGGGACGGUCAUGGGCAAGGACCGCACGUUUUGUAAUGUGCCGACGGCGAUGCCGGCGGGCGAGUGGAAGCCGGCGGUGAAUGACAAGGCGACGGACGAGAUUGGCGCACAUACAGAGCGGCUAAUCGCAGGGGAAAAUGCCCGGCUGGCAGCCAUGUUUGAGGAGGAUGAAAAUCCAGGCUACGACACAUUGCUGAUUGAUGCGGCGGCGCGUAUCACUAGCUGGCUACACAAUGACUGGUACGAGAGCAGCACGGAAGAGAUACCCCAGGCCAAUCAGGCGACUCCGGCAUAG